AUGAUUCUCUUCACCUUGAUCAAUGUGUCAACAUCGUCCCGGAUUAUAACUGCUCCUUCUGGUCGGAGAAUUCGAUCCAUCUCCAGAAGAAUGUCAUCAGCAUUGCACCUAAAGANUCUCGAUACAGUUGGUGGCGCUUUAUCUUUUCUCAUCUCGGGUAUGUCUCCAAGAACUUCAAUCUUCUUCUUCUCCUUUGCUACUAUCAAAACCGUGGAUGACCAUUGCGGACUCUGCCUCCCCGGGAACCUCUUCCAUAUGUUUUUCAAGAACAACACUGCGUAUCAUGAUGUGCAUCAUCAGCUUUAUGGAAGCAAAUUCAACUUCUCUCAGCCUUUCUUUGUCAUGUGGGAUCGGAUUCUCGGUACUUACAUGCCUUACUCACUUGAGAAACGGAAAGAUGGCGGAUUUGAAGCUCGUCCAACUAAACAAGUUAAAGACUGA
Camelina sativa (false flax) is the source of this 441-nucleotide messenger RNA. The record is from RefSeq and is a predicted model, not a curated record. NCBI's taxonomy places the organism in Eukaryota, Viridiplantae, Streptophyta, Magnoliopsida, Brassicales, Brassicaceae.